AUGAGGCGGAAGUUGCUUACUCAAGAUAAAAUCUUGUCAUGGGAUUUUUCGCGUAGGAAGAAUAUGAAUAUGAUGUGCUGUUUGCUUUGUUAUGCCAACCACGACUCGCAUAAUCACCUUUUCUUUGAAUGCAAAUUCUCUACUGAAGUGUGGCAUAAGGUUAGGCUGAAAGUUGGUAUGGUCUCGGUUCAACGUAAAUGGAAUGACAUUUCUAACUGGUUGAUUGAGCAUUCCAAACCGAAAACGGUUGCUGGGUUCGCAGCAAGAUUGGUAGUGGCGGCUUCUGCUUACUUUAUUUGGCAAGAGCAAAAUUCGAGGUUAUUCAAGAACCAAUUGCGGCCUCCGGAGUCUAUAAGUGAAAUUGUUCUUCAACAAGUGCGGUACAAGUUGAUGGGAGCGAAGCUGAAGAAUUGUGUCAAUGUCCGAAGGCUUCUAGAGGAUUAG
Messenger RNA from Helianthus annuus (common sunflower), 444 nucleotides. RefSeq lists its product as uncharacterized. NCBI's taxonomy places the organism in Eukaryota, Viridiplantae, Streptophyta, Magnoliopsida, Asterales, Asteraceae. The record is from RefSeq and is a predicted model, not a curated record. The coding region runs from base 1 to 444 and encodes 147 amino acids. The transcript has a single exon.